Molecule: messenger RNA, 537 nt
Organism: Prorocentrum cordatum
Lineage: Eukaryota; Dinophyceae; Prorocentrales; Prorocentraceae
Source: the annotation of a GenBank genome assembly
AUGCCGACGGGGACCAUCAAGAAGUUCUUCGAGGACAAGGGCUUCGGCUUCAUAACGCCUGAUGGUGGUGGCGAGGACGUGUUCGUGCACCGCAAGGUGAACGGUCAAGAUCGCACCGCGUACCUCGAGGAGGGCGACGCCGUCACGUACGAGGUGGAGUGGGACGACCGCAAGGGCAAGUACUCGGCAGCAUCCUGCUCCGCCUGCGCAGUCAUGCCGACGGGGACCAUCAAGAAGUUCUUCGAGGACAAGGGCUUCGGCUUCAUAACGCCUGAUGGUGGUGGCGAGGACGUGUUCGUGCACCGCAAGGUGAACGGUCAAGAUCGCACCGCGUAUCUCGAGGAGGGCGACGCCGUCACGUACGAGGUGGAGUGGGACGACCGCAAGGGCAAGUUCUCGGCAGCAUCCUGCUCCGGUCCCUGGAAGACAGGCGGUGGCGAUGGCGGCGGCGGAGGUGGCGGCUGGGGUGGUGGCGGCGGCAAGGGUGGCGGCAAGGGUGGCGGUGGCGGCUGGGGCGGCGGCGGCGGGGGGUGGUAG